Zasmidium cellare ATCC 36951 is the source of this 1347-nucleotide messenger RNA. RefSeq lists its product as uncharacterized. Bases 1 to 1347 code for a protein of 448 amino acids. The record is from RefSeq and is a predicted model, not a curated record. NCBI's taxonomy places the organism in Eukaryota, Fungi, Ascomycota, Dothideomycetes, Mycosphaerellales, Mycosphaerellaceae. The transcript is spliced from 2 exons.
AUGUUUCACCGAGCGGGCAUGGGCCGUUCACGGUCUUCUGGCACACGAGGGUGCAACCGUGGUGGUCGUGGCAGAGGCGGUGCUUGGUCAGGAAAGCCUGUCUCGCCUGAGACUUCUCCACCACCACGAGGACCACUGAUCGAGAACGUGACGGAUGAGAGCCUGCUGUCGCAAGCAAGUUCCCUUUCAGCGCGACUCGCCAUCCAGUCAUGCACUUACUUGGCUUCCUUCAGCUGGUUAAACGACAAACAGCCCACGAUCGUGGUGCCCGGUAUGCCGCCACGAUGGGCGCCUCUGGACGAGCCACGCAAGCUUGAGGAGGAUUCUGGCUCAUAUUUCCGAGACAUCAAUGCUGUGCAUUACCCUCAGCAUCCACUGGAGCCCGCUGUCAGGGCAGUGCUUGCGCAAGCGCCAGAUCUGGACUUGGAAGAGAUCGACGUCUUCGCUUGUGGGAGCACAAUGGGCAACCUUCUUCGCUUUGCUCAGAAAAGCGACAAGCCGUUCCAAUUCGUUAUCGAAACUAUUGGCGAGACCGUGUUUCUUAUUCGCCGUGAAAACAGUCUCGAUGAAAAGAUACCGAGCGUGGUUGGUUAUGGCCACACCUUCCCGCGCACAUACACCAGACUGGACGAUUCUGUCACAAAUGCAGACUCUCAUCAGCGCAUGAUCAAGUACGACUUUGCGGGCUUCCAAUGCAUCGUUCGCUCUGAAGCUGAUGGAUUUCUACCGCAGCAUGUCAGCGAUGACAUGCAACCGGAAGUCAUUCAGGCCUUGCCUGAGCUGAAUGACCUGAAGCUCGUCUCAGGUGGCAAUGUUGUUCCGCAAGAGGCCAUCCUCGAAAUCAAGACCCGUUCAGUCCGCAAACAGUUGACUCUGGAGCAAGUCCUCGAUGGCGAGAUUGGCAGAUUCUGGGUCAGACAGGUCAAGAACUUUGUACUUGCAUACCACUCCAACGGCGUAUUCAACGAUGUCCAGGUCCACGACGUGCGGAAUCAGGUUGACGACUGGGAAGCGAGCCACCAGGACGAUGUCAGACUGGUCUCAGGCUUGCUGGCAAAAAUAGUCAGCUUUGCAAGGAAGGAUCCAAGUCGUAGGUUCGAAGUCUGCUACAGCGUUCCGGGCCAACUUGAGUUUCGCCACGUUGGCGGAGAGUUCCCAAACGCUUUGACUGAUGACACGAUGCGCCUCUGGGCACCGAGAGGGUCAGACGAGUCCGACGAGGAGACAGAUAAUGCUGUCGGGUCCGAUGCCGAAGCUGGCGGAGAGCUUGAGUCGGACGAGGAAGAGGAAGACUUUACAGCAUGCUCGGAGGGCUGCGGAUACUGUGGGAGAUGUAAGUAUCGCUGA